AUGGAAUUUCAAAAAUAAGUAUCUCUUAUCAUACAAUCAGAAAAUCAGUUUAUUUAUUAAUCAGAAGCUUUGGAUCUCUAUUCCAUAAAAUAUUCUCCAAAUUUUGAUCAAAAUGAUUUUUUUGCAGUAGCUCGUUUUCUGAUGUAACAAUAAUAAAAAUGUCUUGAAAAUCUAACAAUAGAAACAUUAUGCAGAUCUUCUACUAAUUUAAGAAUUCAAAGAAAUUUUGGAUAUAAUAAAUUAAGGAAUAAUAUUAAAAUCAACAUCAUAAGAAAAAGUAAUUUUAAUAAAUUACAAUGUUAACUUUGGAAUUAAGUCUGA
Paramecium pentaurelia is the source of this 321-nucleotide messenger RNA. Lineage: Eukaryota; Ciliophora; Oligohymenophorea; Peniculida; Parameciidae. The record is from the annotation of a GenBank genome assembly.